AUGGCGCGAGCGAUCACCGCCGUCGCCCUCGCCGCUCUGGCCUGCGUAUGCGCAGCCCAGGAUGUCUACGACAUCUCCGAUGAGCAGUACUAUCAGAUGCCGAACCUGUUCCACCUGGACCAUUACGAGCAGUGCCUGGCGGCGCGCGGAGUCUACUGCCUCGGUAGCUUCGAGCUCUCUGCAGACUCCCAUCAUCAGCUGUUCCAGACCAUGCAGCGCUACUCAGCUAACUGGGUGGAUAAUUUCAACCACACACGACUGCACCGAGGGCUGUGCGUGAGUCGCCGCUGUCCCCACCACCAAGACACCACUCACAACCACCUACCGCUCGCUGCUCACCACUCCCACAACGAGAGCCUCGAACAGCUAGCAUUUGACGCAUGGUUUUCAUCGUGCGUCAACGCGAGCAUGAUCUCGGAGUACAAUAUGUCAGCGCGGCUGUACCGGCUGGAGUACUGCCGGCAGGGACCCGGAGGCCCCGACCCGCCGCUCACGGACAACGAGCGGGCGUUCGCAGGGGUGAUCGCUGUGCUUGUUGCCCUUACCGCCAUCAGCACAGUGCUGGAUGUCACACUCUCCGAUAACGCCAAGAAAGGGCUGCAGUGGGCGGUGUCGUGGUCCUUAGCGGGGAGCUGGCGCACGCUGCACGCGCCGCCACCCUCGGCACGCGGCGCAGACCUGGCCGCCAUGGACGGGCUGCGGGUGCUCGGCAUGAUGUGCUUCAUCAUCGAGCACGUCUGCUGGCUCAACACGCUCUCCUACCUCGUCGAGACCAGGCGCUUCGAACAGAUGAGGCGCGCAGGAGACGUGGUGUUGAUGACCAACAGCACUUUAGUGGUGCAGGUGUUCUUCGUCAUGUCCUCGUUCCUGCUCGCGCACAAGUUGCUGCAACAGCGGCGGCAGGGCCAGCACGUGCCCAAGAUAUCCACAUUCUUCCAUACCAUGUUUAAUAGGAUCAUUAGAAUGAGCCCGAGCUACUUCCUGGUGGUGUGGUUCGCGUCGAGCUGGUGGGAGCGCGCGGGCGACGGACCCAUGUGGGCGCCGCUGGUGGGCUCCGAGGCCGCCGUCUGCAGGCACAAGUGGUGGACCCAUCUCCUCUACCUCAACAACCUCAUCUACCCCGACGACAAGUGCCUCAUACAGACUUGGUACCUGGCGGCGGACAUGCAGCUGUACGCACUGUCACUGGUGCUGACGCUGGCGCUGUGGCGGCUGCGGCUGGGCGCGGUGUACGCGCUGGGCGCGCUCAUGCUGGCCUCCGUCGGCGGCAACUUCCUACUCGCGUACUCCUGGCGGCUGGUGCCCACGUUCGUCCUCCACAGGCCCGAAUCUAUCCGCGUGCUGUACAAGGGCGAUGCGUCAUUCAACUUGCUGUACCAGUCUCCGCUGGGGAACCUGCCGGGCGCGCUGGCCGGCCUGCUACUCGCGCAUCUGCACCAUGCGCUCCUCGACCGCCGAGUGCAACUCAACGACUACAAGGUGUUCCGGUGGUGUAAGGCGCCGGUGCGGUCGGUGCUGUCGUGGCGCGGCUGGGCGACGUGCGCGCGGCUGUCGUUCGGCGCCCUCAUGCUGCACAUGAUCAUCAACAAGUCGCUGGUGGCCGCCCGCCUCGCGCCCACACAGCUCGACAGGCAGACCGCGAUACUGGAGUGGUUCGGCGUGGCAUUCGUGUCGUACAUGGCGGCGCUGCCGCUGGCGCUGCUGGUGGAGCUCCCCGCGCAGCGCCUGCACCGCGCGCUAACCGCCCGCACCGGAGCCCCGCCCGCCGCGCCCGGCGUCGCCGACAAGAAGGACGCCAGCAAGUGACGCCACACUGACGCAGGGGGCCGGGGGCACUAAAGUAAUUGCUACCUGUAUACACGUUCUUUCACGCGCGAUCAGAGACGUCAUUCCCUACAUAUAAUUAUACGGAUAUGUUAAUAUUUCCUUUACAAUCCUAAUUGACAGGGUAUUUUUUUUGGGAUCGGUUUUUCCCGUUUCAGGGAAAGGCAAAAUGACUCAGCUUAUACAGCCAUGCGUCAAUAUAAUCGAGUUGCUGACAGAUGACGUCAUUUUCACUAAGUUACGUAAUUAGCCCCCCAGGAGCGCACUCCCCUCCGCUCGAUCCCUCGUCCAAUUCAAACGAGGAUCGAAAUUACGAUGACCUGAGCAGAGAUUCUAAUCCUCAGACUAAAAUUGUGUCCGUCAGUCGGGAGUGGACCUUCAGCCGCUCCAUAAGUCCUUCCUUUGGUUUGGAGUGUCAUCUGCACUCGCUCCCUAUCGUCCAGCAAAGCUGUAACGGCCAGCUGCGGCCAACAGCAUUAGAGUAGUCCGAAAAAAAAGGAGCGCGCGUAAUCGCGAGUGAUUG
Achroia grisella is the source of this 2347-nucleotide messenger RNA. RefSeq names its product nose resistant to fluoxetine protein 6-like. NCBI's taxonomy places the organism in Eukaryota, Metazoa, Arthropoda, Insecta, Lepidoptera, Pyralidae. Bases 1 to 1806 code for a protein of 601 amino acids. The transcript has 12 exons. The record is from RefSeq and is a predicted model, not a curated record. Gene Ontology annotation, molecular function: acyltransferase activity, transferring groups other than amino-acyl groups.